UGUACAGCUAUAGAAAGGGCCGAUGCCCUGCGUUGCAGAAGCAAACCAAUGCAAAGCAAUCCGUUUGAGCUUCACAAAACUAGUACUCCAACAUGUGCUCCUCUCUCAAGUGUGUGUCCGUGUGCUAGUAGCUAGCCUACAGCACCGUUUCUCUCGGGAGGAAUUUCAUAUAUACACACGCGAUUAACACGUACGUACAGUACAGACAUCCUUCAACGACGGUCGAUGAUGGCCGGCGCUCAAGAGCAAGGCCUGAAGCUGCUGGUGCCGCGGAGCGGCGUGAGCAUAUACGCCAUCCGCGUCCAGAUGGCGCUUGCCAUGAAGGGUCUGGCUUACGACUACCUUCCCGAGGACCCCGGGUGCAAGAGCGACCUCCUCCUCGCAUCCAACCCCGUGCACAAGACGCUGCCCGUCCUCAUCCACGCCGGCAGGCCCGUCUGCGAGUCGCUGAUCAUCAUGGAGUACCUUGACGGCGCAUUUCCCGGCGACGGCGCCUCCAUACUCCCCGCCGACCCGUACCGCCGCGCCGUCGCUCGCUUCUGGGCCGCCUAUAUCGACGACAAGAUGUUCCCUUCGUGCAUCGGCAUUCUCAAUACGGCGAAGCAGCAGGAGAGAGCCGACAAGGUGGAGGAGACCUUGGCGGCGUUCGGGCUCCUAGAGACCGCCCUGGUGGAGUCCUCCAAAGAAGGGGAGGCGGAGGCGCUGUUCUUCGGCGGUGUAUCCCUCGGGCUGCUCGACCUCGCGCUCGGGUGCUAUCUUCCCUGGUUCGAAGCGAUAGGCCGCCUCGCUGGCACGCCGCCAUUCCUAGACGCGGCGAGGACACCAAAGUUGGCCGCGUGGGCAGGGCGUUUCAGCGCCGCCGAGCCGGUCAUUGCGCUGCUGACUGCGGUGGACAAGGUGGAGGAGUACAUCACUAAGGUGCUUUAUCCAAAGUGGGAAGUUGCACUAACUGCACCGCCAACUAAUUAGAGAUCGUGUCGUCUCCUUAAUUAGUCGUUACAUACAUUGCAGUUGCGGUGCUUGCCUUCUAAUUAAUUGAGUUGGUGUUUUCACGAGUUGUUGUGCUCGUUGAACUAUUGAUACUUUGUUUUUAGUGUCUCGUCGUCAUCGAUGGUGCGCACGCGUGCACUGUAUUUGAUCUGAGCUGUUGUUUCAUGAAUAAACCGUAGCUUCUUGCUUCUUGCA
Triticum aestivum (bread wheat) is the source of this 1185-nucleotide messenger RNA. Its product is annotated as probable glutathione S-transferase GSTU6. Lineage: Eukaryota; Viridiplantae; Streptophyta; Magnoliopsida; Poales; Poaceae. Gene Ontology annotation, biological process: glutathione metabolic process. The transcript is spliced from 2 exons. The coding region runs from base 226 to 969 and encodes 247 amino acids. The record is from RefSeq and is a predicted model, not a curated record. Gene Ontology annotation, molecular function: glutathione transferase activity. Gene Ontology annotation, cellular component: cytoplasm.